AUUCAUCGAGAAAAAUUGAGUGUUAACUUGUGAGCAUUUCAUAAAAAUGGCCUACUCUAAAGCUUUUCUCCUUCUAGGGCUUUUUUCUUUUGUUGUCUUGAUUUCCUCUAUGGUCUCAGCUCAUCAACUAACAGAGUCUACCUCUACUACUGAAACGACUCAAUUCGCAAAGGAGUUAGGUGGACACAGUCAUGGCGAUUACGGAAAAGGACCAGCUGCUUAUGGACACGGGGGCUAUGGCCAUGGUGACUACGGACAUGGUGUCCACUACGGGCACUACCUACCAAAAGAAGUGAUGGCUGUAAAGGAGGAUGUAAAGCCAGAGGCUUAUGGCCAUGAUGGUGGUUAUGGCCAAGGUGGAUAUGGUCAUGGAGAAUACGGUCAAGGUGGAUACGGUGGUUCGAGCGGUGGGUAUGGUGGCUCAGGUGGUGAAUAUGGUCAUGGUGGGUAUGGUGGUUCUAUGGGCGAAUAUGGUCAUGGUGGAUAUGGUGGUUCUAAGGGUGGAUAUUAUUAUGGUGGGUAUGGUGGUUCUAGCGGUGAAUACGGAGACGGCGGAUAUGGUCAAGGUGGGUAUGAUGGUUCUACGGGUGGAUAUGGAGAUGGCGGGUAUGGUGGUCACUACACACCAAAAGAAAAAAUCAACAACUAAAAUAGUGAUGAAGCUAUCUAGUUUGCGUUGUGAUUGACAUGCAUGCAUGCAUAAAAUGCAAUUAAGCUUCUUUAAAUUUAUGUAACGUUAAUAAGCAUGUCGUCUAUAUAUAUAUGUACCCUCCUUUGUUAAGUACUAUAAAGUCUAACAGUUGUUUAAUA
This is a messenger RNA of Chenopodium quinoa (quinoa), 810 nucleotides long. Its product is annotated as ctenidin-1-like. NCBI's taxonomy places the organism in Eukaryota, Viridiplantae, Streptophyta, Magnoliopsida, Caryophyllales, Amaranthaceae. The coding region runs from base 47 to 649 and encodes 200 amino acids. The transcript is spliced from 2 exons. The record is from RefSeq and is a predicted model, not a curated record.